Phlebotomus papatasi is the source of this 5348-nucleotide messenger RNA. RefSeq names its product protein mothers against dpp (gene Mad). The record is from RefSeq and is a predicted model, not a curated record. The transcript is spliced from 10 exons. Gene Ontology annotation, cellular component: cytoplasm; heteromeric SMAD protein complex; nucleus. Lineage: Eukaryota; Metazoa; Arthropoda; Insecta; Diptera; Psychodidae. Gene Ontology annotation, molecular function: RNA polymerase II cis-regulatory region sequence-specific DNA binding; I-SMAD binding; microtubule binding. Bases 324 to 5294 code for a protein of 1656 amino acids. Gene Ontology annotation, biological process: transforming growth factor beta receptor signaling pathway; regulation of transcription by RNA polymerase II; cell differentiation.
AGACCAUCAGUUUGGAGGAAGUGCUUCAGUGGAUUGCAUGCAAUGGGAUUACGGGCUCAUUCCUCAGUGGAUUUUGUGUGUUAGGAAGUGGUGAGAAAAGGGCUGUUUCCUGAUCAGGAAACAUUCCUCAGCAGCAAGUGCUAAAAGUGCUAAAUUUUGUGAGGAUUAACUUCUUGAGGUGUCUUCUUGGUGACAAGUGACAGGUUUAGGCCUGGAUCUGGGAUACCUAUCCCGCAGGGACAAAUCGAUAGAGGGAGUGUGGUGUUAAGGAAUUUUCAUCAAUUUCGCAUUUUGAAGGAGUUAUUUUGGAGAAGGACAGCUUGAUGAUGGAAAAGGAAUCAACACAGUCGCGAAUACCACGGAUAAAUGGGCUGUCGGGGAGGACAGGAUUGCCGGUGAGUGUUUUGGGGCAUGGCAAAGUAGGCGGUGGAAAGGGAACAAGUUUCCUGGCCACAACAACAUCAAAAUUGGGCAAAUUUGCGCCGAAUUUGCUGAGAGGAGGUGCUCCUGGGAGUCGAUUGAGGCCGGGAGUGUUGAAUUUGGGCGGAAGUGGGGCCGGGAAGGGGCUUCAGGGGACAUUUGAGGUGCCAAAAUCGUGCUCCAAUGAGAAUAUUAGCUGUAAGAGGGGUCCAGGGCUCACAAUGGCUGAGGAGGAUUGUGAGAUGCUGGUGGAUGAGACGAUAAGUCUUGUGGGUAGUACAGAUCAUUUGGCCCUGCAGGAUGAUGAAUUGGAGCUGGAUGAGACAAUUUCGAGGACUCGGGGAGGUCUAACGCCCGAAGACUGUGAUAAGGGAUUACCUUUGGGUGAUCGAACGCAAAUUUUUCAUUCAACUUUUGACGUUAGUCACCACCAUUCCCGUCCACCAAUGAAUUCCACUCCAAAUGCCGAAGAAGCUCCCCAUCUGACCUUCAAUGUCAGCAAGAUGGGGGAUCAGGUGGGUGGUGAGAAUCCCCUACAGUUGACGUAUGUUAUGUCCGAGGGAGGUGGUGCAAAAGUCAGCACGGAGAAUCUUCUGGAAGGGACAGAAAAGAAGCCAUCAAGUGACGGGAGGAAUUUUACAAAGCCGACAAAUCUGCUUAUGCUGAGUCCCAAGGAUCCGGAUAAGACACUCGUGGAAGCCACAGAAGAACCUCCGGAGUUGUCAGGGAAGUCAGCAACGCCAAAGCCACGCUUCUCUUUUGGCCUAGAUCUUACAGAUUGCACACUGGAUUGUUCCAUUGAACUCUGUGACAUUUCACUGGCAUCUUCGGGAAAAGCCACAAAGUCCCCAAUAACUUCGCUGCAUAAGCAGAAUUCCUUCGAGAUGGACGAGAGUUUGGGCAUUUUGACGCCGGAUCAGAUGAAAGAAUUCCUCGAUUCUAACAAUCUCGAAUUGCCUCUGGCACAGAAUUCGCUCAAUUCCCUGACGGGCGACCACAAAGUCUCAAUGCAUCAGUGCCGGGUGGAUCAGACACCGUCACCCGAAGAGCUGCCUCUGGAUCCGGUGGCCGUGAAGACGGAUACAGCUCUUGUGAUGAGCAAUCCGCAGCAGAUUGCGGGGAAUCAGUAUCAGGAAGUGUCUCAGACAGAUUCUGAUCCUAAGACUGACCAAAUGACCAAGUCUGUGGCAUCGAAGGUGUCUGUGAGCUUUAUCACGAGCGUCACGAGUAUCACGAGCCUGGACACGGGGUAUCAGGGAGACGGUGAGAUGUCCAGGCCGGCGAGUCGUGGAGCUGAUCAUUCCCCAUCAAAUGGCCCAAGAGCAAAAGCUCCGCCAGUUCAGGCAUUCAAUGCCGCUCCGGUGCCGCGGAGGCAGGAUCCCAUGACGGAUUCUGACUUUUUCACUGAGAGCGAUGCCGAUGACAUUUUUCAUCAUCAACGCGGGGGCGACAGGAGGGCACAGGUGAUCGAUGGGCAGCUGUAUGGACCAUCGAUGCAGGCAGCUAAUGUGUAUAUUCAUCAGCCGCAGCAGGGAGAUGAUUCCUGCAUGGAGUCCAGUGGAAUCUUCACGGAUGUCGACAAUCGGGCUGAGGAUGAUUUUACGCAUCGUUGUGCAGAGAAUGACAUGUCCCCGGACGGUUCCACGGACACUCUUCAGAGCAAUGGGACGGAAUGCAGUCAGAAGAAGGGCAGUGCAAGUCAAUCACCUGCCUCGUUGCCCAGUCAACCCUCGCAGCAAUUGCUGAAUCCCUCGCCGGCGGGAGUCAAUGCUAGUGCGAAGACGGUGGAGGAGAAGGCAACUGAUGACGCGACGGCUAUCGCUGAAGUUCGCGGGGCACAGAAAUCGGCGAACUCGGGCGAUAUGGACAGUGAUAAGAGCACAAUUGCCACACAGCGAUCAGUGAAGAAAGUCAGUCCCAAUCGGAAGCACGUUAAGAGUGAGAUGGGAAGUGCUGGGAAGGUUCGUGAGGUCCGGAGGGCAAAUACCGUUGGUGGAAUGAGGAGUGCCCAUGACAGUGACAUGGAGAAUCAGGAGAACAAGGUGCCGCAGAAGAAAAUCAAACCGCCAAAUAAGUGGGAUGGGGUGAUGAAUAAAAUAGCCGAAGGGAAGACCACCGGGAAGACUAAACUCAAUAUCAGUGAUGUGAAAUCCAAAGUGUUUUGUGGACUGUCGAGGGGAUCCAGUAAAAUUUCGGCAACGGGAAGCAGCACUGAGCAGAAUUCACCAAAGAGAUUGACCAUCGCGGCCAAGAGGGGACGGACUUACAGCAAAGACAGUCAACAGAGUUCGCAGAGUGACUUGAGUGUUUCUGGAGGUGGUUGUUCGCCAAAAUUGCAACCAAAGUCUUCUAUCUUAUCACGUACUGCAAAAAAGCGCGAUGUACGCACAAUUACGGCAUCUCCCAGUGAUCUUGGACCACCAAAUAAGACAACGGGCAAUAAUGCAAAUGUCAGGAAUGCCAGAGUCAACAACAAUGCACCACAGAAACGAUCACCAACGAUCACGGUGCAACAGUCACUUCCGGCCACUGUACCUGAUGCCAACAAAGGAUCACCACCGGCAAAGAGAAUGGUGCAGAGGCGACAGCAAAUCUCAUCGCAGCCUCCGACUCAGGCUAAAUUGCCUCUCAAAGAUCACAAUCGAUUGGCGGGAGUUGUUCCACUUGCCACAAAAAAUAUUCCUGGGAGCAUAAAUCACCAGAAAGUGGCGUCUGGAGUGCGUCAGCAGCAGCAAUCACCGGGUGUUGUCACGAAGAAUGGCUCAAUUGUGGCACCAAUUGCUGAAAAUGGCUUCACCGGAAGUCACCAGACGCUGGUCAAGACGCCAAAGACGAAUGGUGUCUUGCCGGAGAGACUGACCCAGUGUCGUGAUCUUGCUCAUGCCAAUCGUGGUUUUGAGGCACUGGGAGUUGUCAUCCAGUAUCUGGUCCACAGUCUGGAUGCUUUUUCCAUGCCAACGCUGAAACAGAAUCACGAGAGGACGACGAGAAAAUUGUUAGAGGCGAGAUUGGCUCUCGAUGAGACACGCACGAUGUGUCAGGAGCUGGAAGUGAGGCUAAUGGAGCAGGAGGGACGUGAAGUCCAGCUGAGGGAAGAUCAUCUCAGCGAAAAGGAACAAAUGGAAUCCCGCCUGAUGGAAGUGGAGACACGUUUUCGCUCAUUUGUCGCUGAGUCCAAUGAAUUGCGCGCGACAAAGGAGUCUGAGCUGAAAGAGGCAAAGUUGCGUGAGACUGAUCUCAUGCAACGAGUCAGUGAUCUGAGUACGACAGAAAAUGCCCUGAGGGACAAAGUGGUGGCCAGUGAGGCGGAAUUUGGGGAGAAGCUCCGACUGGCGGCGAUGCGUGAGCGUGAAUUACAGGAAAAGACCAUUCAGUUGCAGCGACAAUUGGAUGAGACCAAAGCCAAAGGUGAGAUGCGAGAACGAGAGUUGGAGGAGAAGGUGAAUCUGCUGCAGGAUGAAUUGUCAGUGCUGAGGCAUGCCAGAGCCACCAAUGGACCCACACCAACAUCACCAACAACACGCCAACGCACCACAAGUUCCUCCGGCAAUCACAAUCAAGUGCUGCAGGACGAAGUGGAGAGUCUUCGCUGUGUGCUGGAGCUCAAACAGAGUGAAAUCUCUGAUCUGAGGAAGCACAAUCAGGAACUUCAGCGAGCAGCUGAUGAACAAUUGGCCACCAUGGUUAAACUUUCGGCGGCUGAGAGCCGUGUGGAGGAUCUCGAGGUGCAACUUGGAGCGAAAAUUAACGAGGAAAAGGAACUGCUGGCGAAAAAUAAAACGCUGCAGGAGUCGUAUAUUCGUGAGCAGAACAACUGCAGUCGCCUGGUGCUGCACAAUGAGGAAUUGCAGUGGAAAUUGAAGCACAACAGUGAAAAAUUCUCCAGGACCAUUACGGAAUUGUCCAAGAGCUACCACGAAGCCAGAUGCUUGUCAAACUCAUCCACUCCCCAGGCUGCUGCCCCCCUGCUGACUCCUACGCGGCGUCAGAGUGACAGGCCGCGGACAAAUGGCGGGGAUGCACGGUUGAUGGAAUCCUUCGAGAUGGACGAUGUGUCACCGCCGACGUCGCCCGUGAUGAAGGGGAUCGUGGAGAAGAGUGAUUCGGUGUCGUGGGUGUUGGAGAUGGAGGAUGAGUCUGCAGAGGCGUUGGCGUCCAGAGUGGUUCGAAGAGCUGGAUCCUUUCGGGCUCAGUCCACGGAGAAGACACCAGGUACGCUGAAGCGGACAAAGGGAGCAGCUGCUCUGAGUCAGUCAGCGAGUGCUGCGUCGAUUCUGCAUCAGCAGCCUCAGGAUUCACCGCGCAAUAGAUCGCAAUCGAUGAGUUUGAGGGCGUCUGGACGAAAUUUGGCCAGGUCCAAUUCCGUCCAGACUCCUUCGUGCUCUUCGAGGGUGGUGGAAUGGCGAGAGCCAAAUUUCACGUCAUCCCCAUUGCCUGGAAAAUCACCGCCGGCCAAGGAUGGCGGCGGCGGCGGCAGUGGUCGAGGGGGAGGCAAAAAGAGGGCAAAUCUCAUCACAUGUGACACUUCAGCUCUCACUCCAAGAUCCGAAAGGGCAAGGCUGCAGCUGCCCACGCACUCUUCCGUGCACGAUCUGCAGAAUCUGCAGCCGAAGGAGUCAGCCGGGGAGGCAAUGGUGUCAGGGUCAAAUAGUGAAGAUGAGGCUUCGUCGGUGGAUUCAUCGUCGGCGGCUUCGUCCAGUUGCGGCGAAGAGAGCAGCAGCAAUUCGGCCUCCCCGACUAAUCGAAGGCUUCGCCUGGGAGAUUUUGUGAUGAACAAGAUUGUGGCCAGCCUGAAGGACAAUGAAGGGGCCACGCCCAUGGAGGUCACCUGGUCAGAGGAUGGGGAGCAGUAUCCGUCAGAGUCGAUUGUUUGACAGGAUGACAGCUUCUAAGCCGGAUUUGUUGCCGUAAGUCAUUUUUUUUUAGUA